Lodderomyces orthopsilosis Co 90-125 is the source of this 1224-nucleotide messenger RNA. It is a transcript of the gene PMT6, whose product is annotated as dolichyl-phosphate-mannose-protein mannosyltransferase. Gene Ontology annotation, cellular component: endoplasmic reticulum; membrane. The transcript has a single exon. The annotation marks the transcript as partial. Gene Ontology annotation, molecular function: dolichyl-phosphate-mannose-protein mannosyltransferase activity. Gene Ontology annotation, biological process: protein O-linked glycosylation via mannose. The record is from RefSeq and is a predicted model, not a curated record. NCBI's taxonomy places the organism in Eukaryota, Fungi, Ascomycota, Pichiomycetes, Serinales, Debaryomycetaceae.
AUGUCAACUUCUAUUGAUGGGACAAUAGGUGGCUCGACAUCCUCUGGCUAUUCCAACAACGUCCAUGAGUCUGCCAUUCGCAGAAAACACAUCUCUUUGAAUCAACACCUAUUCAACGGUUCUACAGAAACCUCCCAUGAAGACGAUGAAAUCAAGGACAUUAUAGAGAAAACAUCCAGGUUGCAAAUACAGAGUCAGCUGCCCACACGCUCGGCCUUCAUCAAAUAUAUUAGUCCCUUGACUCUAACUGCAUUAUCAGCAUUGGUUCGAAUAUAUCAUAUAGAUGCAGCCAAGUACGUGGUAUGGGAUGAGGCUCAUUUUGGAAAAUUUGGUUCGUACUACUUGAAAAGAGAAAUUUAUUUUGAUGUCCACCCUCCAUUGGGCAAGCUUCUUGUUGCUCUAUCUGGCUAUUUGACAGGAUAUGACGGAACAUUUGAGUUUGAAAGUGGGAAGGAAUUCCCCGACAGUAUGGACUUUGUCUUUAUGCGGGUGUUCAAUUGUAUAUUUGGUAUACUUGUUACUCCCUUGGCUUACAGAACUGCAGUGCUAGCGGGAUUUGACCAAUGGACUUGUUGGUUUAUAUCAUUACUGGUUGUAUUUGAACAAUUGUCACUAACUUUGUCCAAAUUCAUCUUGCUUGAUUCGAUGUUGCUUUUCUUCACUGUGUUUACAUUCUUUUGCUUGAUUAACCUCCACAAAGUGUGUCUGGAGCGGAAAGAGAUGUCCCAGGAGGGUUUCAAAUGGUUUCUACUAACAGGAAUAGCGAUUGGUUGUGUUUGUUCAGUGAAAUGGGUUGGACUAUUUGUGACUGUUUUGGUGGGAUUAUACACGGUUUAUGAUUUGAUGAUGAAGUUUUUCCAAUUGACAUCGACUGAUACAAUGAACUUGACAACAUAUAUUAAGCAUUGGGCAUUGAGAGGAACGUCAUUAAUUGUUGUACCCGUUGUGAUAUAUAUGCUUGCUUUCAAAGUUCACUUUAUGGUAUUGAACCAUACUGGCCCUGGUGACGGAUCUAUAUCUACUUUACUACAAGCAUCGUUAAUAGGGAAUAAUUUGCAAUUUGGACCCCGAACUGUUGCUAGUGGCUCAAUUGUAACUAUUCGAUCACAAGGUUUGUCUCCCAACUUGCUACACUCACACGCCCAUAACUAUCCUGAAGGAUCAGGGGAACAACAAAUCACCACGUAUGGUUUUAAAGACGAUAAUAAUGAGUUUGAAAUUGAA